AACAGUGUGUUUUGUCUCUCUUUUGGGGGGUUGAAAAUGGCGGCAUCAUUCAGAUGGGUGUUACAGCUACACAAGGACGUACCAAAAGCAGCAAGAUUUUACUCAGAGGGCUUGGAUUUCACCAUUAAUGUCUGUACCCAUAGAUGGGCUGAGCUCCAAUCUGGGCCUCUCAAACUUGCUCUCAUGCAUUCAUCAACCGACAUUGUUGUGCAGAAGGGAUACUCAUCCCUCCUAUCCUUUACAGUUGGUGAUAUAAACAAUUCGGUGACCAAGCUAAUGGCUUUAGGGGCCGAGUUGGAUGGUCCUAUCAAAUAUGAAAUCCAUGGAAAGGUUGCUGCCUUGAGGUGUGUGGAUGGGCAUAUGUUGGGUCUUUAUGAACCCUCCUAAGACUUCUUUGAGACGACUGCUUGUAUUACAAAGGCAAAUUGGAUGCUUGACACAAGUUUUGCAUAAAGAGAAAUUUGACCUCUUUUUUCAUAGAGGUAAAGCACAAGAAGAUAGAGGAGAUAGUGAUUACUCAUUAAUCUACCAAUGGUUUACAGCAAGAGACGACCCUUAAUAAAAACUUAAUAGAUUGAGAGAUAUACAAUAACCAUACGGGUACAAUAUCAUUCUGAUCGAAAAAUGCAAGUUCAAUGUGAGGAGAUUGUACGUACGAUGUGAAAAAAUUAUAUUAAAGUUUGAUUAAUUAAAGUUAGAUGAAUCAAUUACUUAAGUGGAGAACAAA
Solanum pennellii is the source of this 727-nucleotide messenger RNA. RefSeq lists its product as uncharacterized. The annotation marks the transcript as partial. The transcript is spliced from 3 exons. The record is from RefSeq and is a predicted model, not a curated record. NCBI's taxonomy places the organism in Eukaryota, Viridiplantae, Streptophyta, Magnoliopsida, Solanales, Solanaceae.